Protopterus annectens (West African lungfish) is the source of this 1998-nucleotide messenger RNA. RefSeq lists its product as uncharacterized. The record is from RefSeq and is a predicted model, not a curated record. Bases 88 to 1998 code for a protein of 636 amino acids. Lineage: Eukaryota; Metazoa; Chordata; Ceratodontiformes; Protopteridae. The transcript has 18 exons.
GAUUUCGUAAUAUUUAGAGGCGGAUGAUCACGAUAUGUCAUGCAAAUUGAACUUUUGGAGUAGUUUAAUACUUGUUCAAUAGUUAAAAUGUUGAUUAAACUAGCUCUAGGAAGUGUUUUUCAUCAUGGAAUACCUAAAGCCGGUGGUUUGUGUGGUUGCCGUACAUUAUGUCAGAAAGGGAUAAGCACUGUGUUAAAGUCACGAAGGGAUUUAAUCUCUCGGAUUCAAAGUCCCAAGGAUAGUAUUUUGAAGUCCUGUCUUGUUUGUUGCCAUGUGUUACAAUCGAAGCAGUUUUCGUCUGACAAGAAAGUGGUACGAAUAGGUUGUGCAUCUGGUUUCUGGGGAGACACAACCACUUCAGUUCCCCAGCUGGUAUAUGGUGGCAAGCUGGACUUCCUAGUAUUUGACUACCUUUCAGAGAUCACAAUGUCCCUGUUAACUGCAGCAAAGGCCAAAUCUCCAAAUUUGGGAUAUACACCAGACUUUGUACAAGUGGCUAUGGCUCCUUUUAUAAAAGAUAUCCACAAAAAAGGUAUCCGUGUGGUUAGUAAUGCCGGUGGUGUGAACCCUCAUGCAUGUGCUUUGGCACUCCAGGAGGUUGUAAAGAAGGCAGACCUUGACAUGAAGAUUGCUGUUGUCACUGGAGAUGAUAUAAUGGCAGAGAAAGAAUCACUGAAGAAAGCAGGCAUCACAGACUUGGAGAGUGGAAGAUCCUUACCUGACACAGUAAACAGCAUGAAUGUAUACCUAGGAGCCCGACCAAUAAGCAGAGCACUGGAUCAUGGUGCUGAUAUUGUUAUAACUGGUCGUUGCGUUGAUAGUGCUAUUGUUCUAGGACCUCUUAUUCACACAUUUGGCUGGAAGCAGAAUGAGUAUGACCUCCUGGCAGCUGGAAGCCUUGCAGGCCAUCUAAUAGAAUGUGGCGCUCAGUGCACUGGUGGAAUAUUCACAGACUGGCACACAGUGUCAGACUGGGAUAACAUAGGAUUUCCAAUUGUGGAGUGCUCAUCUGAUGGAAGAUUUAUUGUGAGCAAGCCCCCUAACACAGGAGGUUUGGUUUCCUUUGGCACUGUUGCUGAACAGUUGAUAUAUGAAAUUGGUGAUCCCUGUCAGUAUCCUUUGCCUGAUGUUGUAUGUGAUUUUUCUCAAGUCACCAUCAUGACUGUCCCAGGUGCUGAAGGUGGAGCAGUAGAUGUCCAAGGAACAAAGGGAAAACCUCCUUCCAGUCAUUACAAGGUCUGUGCAACGUACUUUGAUGGCUUCAGAGCUACUGCUGUCUGUGCAGUUGGUGGACCGAAGUCCUUGGAAAAAGGAAGGAAGACUGCAGAAAGUAUUUUGAAAAGAACACGUCGGAUCUUCACACAGCUUGGACUGGAUGAUUAUACUGCUGUUAACGUUCAAAUUCUUGGUUCAGAAAGUACUUAUGGUCCUAAUGCUAGAAUGGUGGGAGAUAAUGGCCCACGUGAAGCUGUUGUUUGGCUCGCUGUACACCACAGUCAAAAAAAAGCAUUAGAAAUUUUUUCAAGAGAGGUUGCACCUGCAGGCACUGGAAUGGCUCCAGGCUUGACUGCAGUAGUAGGAGGGCGACCAAAUGUAUCUCCAGUCUUGAAGCCAUUCUUUUUCCUGUACCCAAAAAAGGAUGUCAAGAUUGAUAUCUUCAUAAAUGGACGUUUUGUGGAAACAUUCAAAGCGGAACGUACCUUCGAGACAGAUGCACAAAGUUCUCCUGAGGUCAACACAAAUGAUGAGUUAAAAGAUCUUCCAAGUGGACCUCAUUCUUACAGGUUGGAAGAGCUGGCAUAUACUAGAAGUGGUGACAAGGGUAAUUCUGCAAACAUAGGUGUUAUAGCACGACAUCCCCUGUAUUAUCCCUAUUUAAAGAGAGCUCUAACUGCUGAGGUUGUGGAAGAGUAUUUCAAGCAUCUCCUGCAAAAGGAACCCUCAGAUUCCUGUUUGGUAACAAGGCACGUUCAUUUAAAACACUUUUUGUUAGUCUGA